AUGAAGACCUGUUUGGUGGAGCUGAAACUGAAGGAUACGGAGCCUGUGGAUUGGAAGAAGGGUCUUGCUUCAUAUUUGAAAAGAUCUUAUGGAUCUGGACAGUGGUCACAGUUUUAUGAUGAAAAAUUGGCCAGUGACUUGAACCAUUUGAGAAAUAAUGCCAAUGGGGAAUUGGCUCCUGAAUCUUUAUUGGAACAGAAUUGCAUAUAUUAUGCGUAUCUGGAACAAUUGCACCUGCGGUUGGGGAAUAGUAGUGGUCAACUGAAGCUUGAUUUUACGUGGUACGAUGCAGAAUAUAGUGCUUCUCAAAGAUCGCAGAAAUGUUCACAGCACAGCUUGGUCUUGGAGAAAUCUUGCGUUCUGUACAAUAUAGCGGCACUGUUGACGCAGGUAGCCCGCGAGAAGAUUAAUGAGGAUUUGAAGAUUUCUGUGGGCUAUCUCUCAAAGUCAGCAGCCUGCUUUGAAUAUCUAUCGGAAAACUUCUUAGGUUCUCCCUCAGUUGACUUACAGGCUGAAAACACUAAGUUGCUGGCAGAUCUAAGCCAUGCAGAAGCUCAGGAGCUUUUCCUACUCAAAGUCAUCAAUGGAGGUGACCCAGUGAAACAAGCUUCACUAGUCAGCAAACUGGCCUACGGUGUAGUCACACAGAAUGAAAAAUGCUCAGAGUUUUAUGAAGGAACGGAGGAAGCGACAGCUGAAUAUGGUGAAUUGAGAUGGCGCUCAAUUGUAAAGUGUAAAGUACAUUUCUACAAAGCGGUCAGCGCGUAUUAUUAUGCCCUAUCUUUGGAACAGCAAGCGAAGUAUGGUGAAGCUAUCGGCUUCCUUACGUCAGCGCAUAAUUCUCUGAUAUCUUCGUUAAUUUACAAGACACAUCUCAAGGAUUUCAUUGAUUUUCAGGCCACGAAGGACAAUAUCGAUGAGAAGAAAAAACAACUGUUGAAAGAUAACGAUUUCAUUUAUCACGACAGCAUUCCACAAAGCGUUGAGCUGGAGUCGAUAAAGUCCAUGGAUGCUAUCAAGAUCACAAGUUGGCCCAAGCAAAUUGAAAGUUAUAUGGAUCAAGUAAGCGAAAAGUGCAAUACCUUAUAUAAAGGUAUCGUUCCAAUGGAGAUAUAUGAAAAGGAGAGUAUUUAUUCCGAAGAAAAGGCCAGUUUACUCAGAAAGGAGAUGGAGGAUAAUGAAACAGCUAAUUGGGAAUACAGCUCUUUCGUCGAGUUCACAAAUCUACCUAAAUUACUGACGGAUAUGGAGCAAAGAUACAAAAAUGGCUCCUCCAACGCUUCUGAUAAUCCGCAGCUAGGUAUGAUGAAAGAACAGUUGAAAUCGUGGGCAAAGACAGUUCAGAACAGCCCAUACAGAGAUAUUGAGACACAGAUGAAGUUAAUAGCAUCAAAGAGACGAGAAAUUCUAGAUAUCUUACCAAGCUUAUCAGCGGACCAAAAGGAUAAUAUCGUCAAGGUGAAAUCAUCCCUUGUAGAGGCGUCCCAAUCGGAUGAGAGGCUAUUCGCCUUGGUUCGGCCGUUCAUUCAACAGAUCAAUCUUCUGAGGGAUGAGACUAUGUUGUCGAGGAAGUUUGAAUCUUUUGCAAUCAAUAGGGCGAACGAGCCAAGUCUUUUGGAUCUUGACGAUACAAACACUAACAAGAUACUCGAAAAAUUGAAGGCGAUUGAACAACUUUCGGAGGAUUUAAAGCUCUUGAAAGAUGAGCGCUCUAGAAACUUAAUAGAACUCAAGGCAGAACUAAGUAAUGACGACAUCACCAGAGUUCUCUUGACUCAUCGCAAGGCCUCGGACUCAGAGUUGAAACAGGUAUUCGCACAGGAAAUGACAAAAUUCAAACCAUUUAGUACUAGAAUUGAGGCUGCCAUUUACAAGCAGACAUGCACCAUCAACGAGAUAAAGUUAAAACUUGAUGAGGUGUUUAAGCUCUCUGGAUUUCAGAACAAAUCGAAGGAGGAGCUGGAGUCCUUGGAAGAGUGCAAAAAAUUCGUCCGUGAUUUAGAGGAGGCUGUUGAAAACUUUGGCAUUUUCAGUUCGGAUCUCCCCAAGGGUCUGAGCUUUUAUGACUCACUACUAACUAUGAGCAAAAACCUACUUGCUGCAACGAAGAGGGCAGCAGCCGCACAAGAUAAUUCACCGCCUUUACCGCCACCGGUUUCAUCUACGGAAAGACAGUUUCAGGACUUAUCCAUAUCAAGCGGUCAUGGCCUGCCACCAUCAGUGCCGCCUCGCACGUAUGUUGGACAAGCACCGGCUCAAGAUGGGUAUUUGAAUAGCUCAAGGUCCUUCCCCGGCCCACCACUCUCACUUUCUGCGCCAGCAAUUCCUCCAAUUCCGCCCAAGCCUCCUAGAGGCCCGCCUGGCAGCCAACGAGGGCACGAUUUUGAAGAGAAGGAAAUCCAGAGUAACCCAACCUCAUUUUACGACAGACCCUCUGUUUUUGAUGAGAAUCUGUACUCCAAAUUUAGCGGGUAG
Torulaspora delbrueckii is the source of this 2475-nucleotide messenger RNA. RefSeq names its product Bro1p (gene BRO1). The coding region runs from base 1 to 2475 and encodes 824 amino acids. The record is from RefSeq and is a predicted model, not a curated record. The transcript has a single exon. Gene Ontology annotation, biological process: protein transport to vacuole involved in ubiquitin-dependent protein catabolic process via the multivesicular body sorting pathway. Gene Ontology annotation, molecular function: protein binding. Gene Ontology annotation, cellular component: endosome. NCBI's taxonomy places the organism in Eukaryota, Fungi, Ascomycota, Saccharomycetes, Saccharomycetales, Saccharomycetaceae.